Hirundo rustica (Barn swallow) is the source of this 3069-nucleotide messenger RNA. RefSeq names its product kazrin-like. Lineage: Eukaryota; Metazoa; Chordata; Aves; Passeriformes; Hirundinidae. The record is from RefSeq and is a predicted model, not a curated record. The coding region runs from base 41 to 1108 and encodes 355 amino acids. The transcript is spliced from 8 exons.
CACCGGCCGGCGCCUGGCCGAGCUGGGCAGCGACCCGGCCAUGGAGCACGGCCCGCACGGCGCGCAAGCGCUGCUACGGGAGGAGGUGGCCCAGCUGCAGGAGGAGGUCCACCUGCUCCGGCAAAUGAAGGAAAUGCUGACGAAGGACCUGGAGGAGACUCACGGCAGCAAGUCCCCGGAGGUGCUCUCGUCCACGGAGCUGAAGGUGCAGCUGGCGCAGAAGGAGCAGGAGCUGGCGCGUGCCAAGGAGGCUCUGCAGGCCAUGAAAGCCGACCGCAAGCGCUUGAAGGGGGAGAAGACAGACCUGGUGAGCCAGAUGCAGCAGCUGUACGCCACGCUGGAGAGCCGAGAGGAGCAGCUCCGGGACUUCAUCCGCAACUACGAGCAGCACAGGAAAGAGAGCGAGGACGCGGUGAAAGCCCUGGCGAAGGAGAAGGACCUCCUGGAGCGGGAGAAGUGGGAGCUGCGGCGGCAGGCCAAGGAAGCCACGGACCACGCCAGCGCCCUCCGCACCCAGCUCGACGUGAAGGACAACCGCAUGAAGGAGCUGGAGGCCGAGCUGGCCAUGGCCAAGCAGUCCCUGGCUACGCUGACCAAGGACGUGCCCAAGCGCCAUUCCUUGGCCAUGCCGGGCGAGACGGUGCUGAACGGCAACCAGGAGUGGGUGAUGCAGGCUGACCUCCCGCUGACCGCCGCCAUCCGGCAGAGCCAGCAGACCCUCUACCACUCACACCCCCAGCACUCGGCGGACCGGCAAGCGGUCAGAGUGAGCCCCUGUCACUCCCGGCAGCCGUCCAUCAUCUCCGACGCCUCCGCGGCCGAGGGCGACCGGUCGUCCACGCCGAGCGACAUCAACUCCCCCCGGCAUCGAACGCACUCGCUCUGCAACGGGGACAGUCCUGGACCGGUACAGAAGAACUUGCACAAUCCAAUUGUACAGUCUCUAGAAGACCUGGAAGACCAAAAACGGAAAAAGAAGAAAGAGAAGAUGGGCUUUGGCUCCAUCUCCAGGGUCUUUGCCCGGGGGAAGCAGCGCAAGUCCCUCGAUCCCGGUCUCUUCGACGGCACGGCCCCCGACUACUACAUCGAGGAGGACGCGGACUGGUGACGGCGCCGGAGCCUCUCCCGGCCCUGCACAUGUACAUAUUCCAUACUGCCCAUCCCACACCCCCCGUCCCACCUGUGGACGUGUUACCUGUUGUCUUGGGAGCGAUGCAGCUGUGUCGUAACUUCAGUUUUUUUCCCCGUUUUUUUUCCAUGGUUUUUUUGUUUGUUUGUUUGUUUGGGUUUUUUCCGACACGGUAACUCCUUUGUUUGUCAGUUUGGGUAGGUUGUUUUUUUUUUUCCCCUUGUUUUGGGAGGGUUGGUUUUUGUGGGUUGUUUUUUUUUUUUGUUCUUUUUUUCUUGUUCUUUUGACAAAACUUGAAACUUGAAGGACUGCUGUGUCUCUGUAAAUACGAGGAAUAUUGUGCACUUUGUGCUUGUGACGUCUCUUGUCCGAAACCCGCUGUUUUCCGGAGCCCAGCCCGCGGGAUGUCCUCGCCUGGGGACAAAGGACCUGCCCAGCUGAGGGAUCUUAGAGAGAAAACACACAAAAACAACAACAAGAAAAUCUCCUUCGCUGUGAUGUCUUCCUGGCCGAGCCCUGCGGAGGCAACCCGGGCUGGUUGUUACGCCUGCCAGUCUGGAAAUAAGUGUUUUAACGUUCCUUUUUAGUUGUUUUAAUUUAUUUGCACAAACCCAGAGGAGCUAUUCUAACUAAAUUAUUGCAGAAGUUUUGGGAUUUUUAUAUUUUUCCACGUCGGUUGGGAUGGGGAGGGGAAGAAGAAGGGGGUGUUUGUACUGUACUGUCCUGGGAAGUUGCUGUCGGGGGGGAUUGGGGCUGUGGACCCCCCAGCCCGGGCUCCCUCAGCUGCCCCAGGAGCACUUAACGCCUUGGAAAACGCAAACCUAAACACGUGCCGGGAAAUCAGACAAGGGGGCAAGCUGGUGGGAGCUUUGCCUGUUGUUUUUCCCUGCUUUUUUUUUUUGGGGGGGGUGGGGAGGGCUCACCCUUUGCUUCAAGUCAAAUUUAGGGGGAUCCGGCACGAGCUGGGAGCAGGGGAGAGGUGAUAUCCCGAGAUAUCCCGUAUCCCAAGACGUUGCCCAGAUAGAGCCGGCCACCCCGCCCCGGUUUGGGGCGCUCCUGCCGUCGGAGGGGGCUGGGGAAAUCGGUACGAAUCCCCACUCGGGAGGUUUUUCUGGCUCUGAGGUGAUUUGGAAGCACAGGUGGAGCUUGUUUUUCCGAAUCCCUUGGAAAUGCCCCCCAAGCCACCCUCCCCAGCGCGGCGGCCGCUUCCCCUCUCCACUAACACGUGCCGCGCUCUGCUUAUGCCAAGAUAAGUACCUUAUGCUUUAAUGCUUACAAUAUCAUUUUAAGCUCUUAAAAAAAAAAAAACAAAAAAACAAAAAAACAAAUGUAUUAAGAUUUAUUUAAUGAUCUAUAAUAGUGUAUUAUUUUUCUUAAUUCCGAAACGUGCGCCCUGGUUGGAAAAAAAAAAAAGAAAUGGGGGCGUUUUGUCUUAAAUCACCGAACGAAACCGAUGCCCUCGCGCUGUGUAUUCAUUCCAAGGGAUGAUGCAGAGAGGCCAUGGAGGGGGUGACAGAGGGACCAAGCCCCCCUGGGCUCUCCUGGGGUGGCAGGGCAGGCUUUUCCCCAUGGCAUUUUUCUCUGCAGAGAAGCAUUUUUAUACAUUUUUGUUGGGGUGUUUUUUGGGGGGGGGUUUGUUUUGGUAUUUUGUUCUUUGUUCUUCUUGCGUUUUUAUAAUUUAAACUCUAAACCACCAGAACAGAUGAGCGAUCUCCUUGUUAUCGAGUAGUUUCCUUUGCAUUUCAGCUUUUUUGUAAAUUAGGAAGUAAUUCUAAAAAUUACUAAGAGGAUGAUUUAUUUAAAAGAGAACUUUGCUAAAUAGCAUAUGAAUUAUGGGUAACAUUAGAUUUAACUUUUCCCCCUGUGAGGGGGGGAGAAUCCUUGAAGGCAUGGAUGCAAAUAUAAAAUUAUAAAAGAUCUAAAUAAAGCUUAUUUUAAAG